CCGCUUUCAACUUGUCAAUAAUGGCCACUAACCCAUUAGCUGGCCCAUCAGCCCUCAAGGAUAUCGUCCAUCCUCAGUUCCACCAGAACAACUUUUCCGAAGAACUCUAUGUAAAAAAUGAACUUGGUCUCAAGCUCGAUAAAGACGAUCAAAUAUGUCGUCUGUCCUUGACCCCAACUGGUUGUCCAUUGGGUCCACUUCACUGUCCUUUACGUCAUACAACACCCUCUUCACAGAACUUUCAGCCCCCAAAGCAGUUACCCACACAUCCUCGCGAACGAGAACGUUUAGCUACAGUCUGUAAACAUUGGCUACGUGGUUUGUGUAAAAAGGGUGAUGCGUGCGAGUUCUUGCACGAGUACAAUCUCAGGCGGAUGCCAGAGUGUUGGUGGUAUGCAAAGUACGGUUAUUGCUCAGCAGGAGAUGAAUGCCUCUAUGCUCAUCCCAAGGAACGCCGUGUUGAAUGUCCUGAUUACAAACGCGGAUUCUGCAAACUAGGACCAACAUGCCCUCGCAAGCAUGUUCGCCGUGUCGCCUGUCAACUCUACCUAACCGGUUUGUGCCCCCUAGGUCCAGACUGCCCUCGUGGCCAUCCAAAACCUGACUUACCGCCACCUAAAUCAUACGAACCUCCAUCACCGCCUUCAAAUCGUGACCUUGGCCCGCCGCCACCAGGAUAUGGUCGGUAUGCUGAUUUCGAUCGGGGAGCCAUGGGUCCACAGGUGACGUCGCACAGUGGAGGACCGAACGGUGGCGGACCACCUCGUAGAAAUCUCGAUGAAGUGCUGUGUUUCAAGUGCGGAGAAAAGGGUCAUUAUGCCAAUCACUGUAGGAAUCGUAAUGUACCAGGCAAUCGCGGUGGUUUAGAUCGUGCCAAGAGGUUCGGCAUGGAAGACUAGGCACCUAUUGCCUCGUGAAUGUAUUUCGUUGUGCCUUGGAAUGAACCUGUCGUUUCGACACCUUGAGAGAAA
Messenger RNA from Suillus discolor, 971 nucleotides. RefSeq lists its product as uncharacterized. The transcript has 5 exons. The record is from RefSeq and is a predicted model, not a curated record. The coding region runs from base 21 to 899 and encodes 292 amino acids. Lineage: Eukaryota; Fungi; Basidiomycota; Agaricomycetes; Boletales; Suillaceae. Gene Ontology annotation, molecular function: zinc ion binding; RNA binding.